Hypoxylon trugodes is the source of this 927-nucleotide messenger RNA. Its product is annotated as proline iminopeptidase. The transcript has 2 exons. Bases 1 to 927 code for a protein of 308 amino acids. The record is from RefSeq and is a predicted model, not a curated record. Gene Ontology annotation, molecular function: peptidase activity. Gene Ontology annotation, biological process: proteolysis. NCBI's taxonomy places the organism in Eukaryota, Fungi, Ascomycota, Sordariomycetes, Xylariales, Hypoxylaceae.
AUGGACGGUCCUCCAACGCACGAAGGCGAAGCAGAUUUCCAAGCACCAGGGGCGUCAAAGCCUUCUAAGACAUGGUACAAGGUCGUCGGAAAUCUAGAUUCGCCACCUCUAAUUGUUUUGCAUGGUGGUCCUGGUGCUGGCCAUGAGUACAUGAUCACAUUAGUUGAUUUAUACGAAAAACACAAGCUUCCAAUCGUGUUGUAUGAUCAAGUCGGAUGCGGUCGUUCCACCCACUUCCAAGAGAAAGCCGGCGACGAGUCGUUCUGGACAAUGGAUCUUUUCAUUGCUGACCUUGAUAAUCUCGUCGACCAUCUACAAUUGCGAGACGUCGGGUUUUCCGUCCUUGGCCAAAGCUGGGGUGGCAUCCUUGCCGGCGCUUACGCUUCACGCCGACCGAAGGGUCUAAGAAAACUUAUCAUUGCUGGUGGACCUGCAAGCAUGCCUUUAUAUUCUGAGGGCUGUAAGUAUCUCCUUUCUCAACUUCCACCAGACGUGCGUCAUGUCAUCGAGGAAUGCGAACGUAAAGGUGACUACGAAAGCGAAGAAUUCCAGAAAGCGAGUGCCGUAUUCUACGCUCGCCACUUCUGCAAACUCGACCCAUUCCCCGAGCCUGUCCAAGCCGGAUUCGCCCACUUGAAGGAAGACCCAACUGCCUAUCUUACAAUGCAAGGACCUUCGGAGUUCACAAUCAUCGGGAGUUUCAAAGACUGGGAGCCGUGGAAAGAGGCACAUAACAUUGAAGUUGACGCCCUGCUUAUUAACGGUGAUCAAGAUGAGGCCAUGGAUCUCUGCAUUGAGCCAUGGUUUAGGAGUAUUACCAAGGUCAAAUGGGUCACAAUCAGCAAUGCUAGUCACAUGACCCAUUGGGAACAGCGGGAAAGAUUUAAUGAACUCUGUGGAACGUUUCUCUUAAAUGGAUCGAAGUAA